Molecule: messenger RNA, 1392 nt
Organism: Tetranychus urticae (two-spotted spider mite)
Lineage: Eukaryota; Metazoa; Arthropoda; Arachnida; Trombidiformes; Tetranychidae
Product: glutamine synthetase-like
Cellular component (GO): cytoplasm
Molecular function (GO): glutamine synthetase activity
Source: RefSeq, a predicted model, not a curated record
UUGUUUUACAAAGAAAGUUCAUCAUAGUCUGAGAGUAAAAUGGUAACUUAUAAGUUUAACCAAAAUGUUGCCAAAAGGUUUAUGGAUCUUUCGAUCAAUAAGAAAGAAGAACCAGAAAAUGUUCCAUUAACAUAUGUUUGGAUUGACGGUACUGGACAAUCACUCAGAUCCAAAACCAGAACAAUAAAAUGCAACAACGGUCAAGUUAUUCUAGAGACAUGUCCAGAAUGGAGUUUCUGUGCCACUGGAACUGGUUUUGAAACUGAAGAAAUUACAGAAAAUGGUGAGAAAAGAACUGAUUCCAGUUGCGUGUUGCGCCCUUGUGCAUUGUAUUGGGAUCCAUUUCACGGACAACAUGCUAGGUUGGUCCUUUGUGAAGUUUAUUACAAUGGUAAACCAGUAAAAACUAAUAAUCGAAAAGAGUGUUUUGAUGUUUUGGAAAAGGUGAAGCCUAAAGAUACUAAAACUGAGGAUUCGCCAACAAAAGCUGUAAAUAUUUGCAACGAUAACUAUGCACCGAAGUUUGGCAUUGAACAAGAAUACACUCUGAUUGAUCCAAAAACUAACAGACCUUUGGGUUGGCCUGAAGAUGGUUUUCCUGCUCCACAAGGACCAUACUAUUGUGGUGUUGGAACUGGCCUAGCAAUUGGCCGUGAUAUAGCUGAAGCACAUUAUCGUGCCUGUCUCGCUGCUGGUAUACCUAUUUAUGGUUAUAACGCUGAAGUUAUGCCUGGUCAAUGGGAAUUUCAAGUUGGUGAAUGUGAAGGUAUAAACAUGGGAGAUGAUUUGUGGAUGGCGAGAUUUAUUUUGGUCCGAAUGGCAGAAGAGUUUGGUGUUAAAGUUUCAUUUGAUCCAAAGCCUGUUGAAGGUGAUUGGAAUGGAACUGGUGCUCAUAUCAAUGUUUCAACCAGUGCUACUAAAGGUGAAGGUGGUUACGGAAGAGUGCUAAGUAUGAUUAAGGAGUUGGAAGAGAAACAUAAGGAAGCGAUUGCUAUUUAUGACCCUAAUCAAGGUAAAGAUAAUGCUCGACGAUUAACUGGUAAACAUGAAACAUGUAAAAUUGAUCAAUUUAAGUUUAGUAUUGAUGAUCGAGGUGCUUCAAUCCGUUUACACAAAAGUCCAGAGGUGAGUGGUGAGAUCACAUAUUAUUUUGAGGAUCGAAGGCCUGCCAGUAAUUGUGAUCCUUACAAAGUUAUUUCAUUUUUGGUCGGUAUUUGUUGUAAACAGUUUGUACCCAUAAAUGUUCAAUAAUUUGAGAUCAAUUUGAAUUUGUCAUUUAUUUUUGUUUAAUCAAUGAAAAACUACUUAACCAAAAUAAUUUUCACAAGACAGCAGUUUAAGGGAAAACAAUUAAAGGUAUCAUUCAGGUUGUUACAAUAAAGAGUUAUUGAU